Messenger RNA from Stegastes partitus (bicolor damselfish), 900 nucleotides. Lineage: Eukaryota; Metazoa; Chordata; Actinopteri; Pomacentridae. The record is from RefSeq and is a predicted model, not a curated record.
AUGAAAGUGAGCCUUCUGGAAAAAAAGAAUAGUGUCUCUGAAGCGAGAUGUAGGCAGCUUGAGGGGAAGCUGGAGGAAGAACGACAGAGACACGAGGAAGAACGACAGAGAUGCGAUAAAGAGCUGCAAGAAGCAAACCAACAGGUGUUGCAACAACAACAGGAGUGUGACAGAUUAACCUCGAAGCUCUGUGAAAGCGACGCCAAACACCAGCGAGAGGUGAAGCAUUUAACUGAGUGCUUAGAAAAGUCCAUAGCUGAAGCACAAAAUGUAAAGGAAGAAGGUACUUUAGAUGCCACUAAAACGCGCCAGAAAGAAUUUAAACUUGCCAUUGAAUUGGGUCGUCUCAAGCAAAAAGAGAAGGAAAUUGUGGCAGCUGGUCUGAAAGUUAAAGAGCAGCAAGAAAAGCUUGAAGAUCGUAUCAUUGAAAUGAAAGAUCAAAAAGAGAAGAAUGACAGCCAAAGCUGUCAAUAUAAAUUCAUGGUGGAGGAAGUUAUGAGAAAGGACUCAGAAGUGCAAACGUCCAGAGCAGAGAAGGAGCGCCAACGGGAAGUUGACAAAAUACAAAUCCUAGAAGAUGAACUCAAACAAAAACAAGCCUUGUUGUUCAAAAAAGAUCCAUCUUUCAAGAAAGACAGUCAGCUCCAGAAGGCCAGGAAGCCUGCAAAAGACAAGGUUAAGCCCCGGUUUUUGAAGAAAGUUGACGGGCAUCCCCGACCAGUAGAGGCCGUUGAGGAAGAACUGCAGCCUCAGGAAACACCACUAAUUGUGGUCCCCCUCACAGAUACCAAUAGUACUGAUGUGAGGCUGUCUCAGGAAGAUGGUUGUUCACGGGCUGACAAACCCAGCAUGGGUCCAUCUGCUCCUGAGCAUGCUGGUGUGCCAGAAGUCGACAUUUGA